AUGGAGCCACAGGAUACAUCUCAUCGAAAUCCUUUGUCUUCUUGUUCCUUGAAUCGAGCCAAGAACAGUCUUUACUUCAGCUAUUUCAUCAAAUCACCGAAAGAUAAUGAAUGGGGAACAAAGCUGUCAAACCAAUCUUGGACUGGAAUGAUUGGUAUGGUUCACAGGAAGGAAGCAGAUAUCGCUAUCGAUUCAAUAGCUAUUACAGAAGAAAGAGAAGAAGCAGUUGAUUUUACCUCACCGUAUGUCUACGAUUCGGUGCGUUUCGUUACCAGUGCUCCAAAAAACAAAGAUAGAGCUUUAGCCAUCAUCAAACCUUUUAGUUGGCAAGUCUGGCUGGGUAUUUGUCUCUCAGUGUUUGUGGCGACAUCUGUUGUUACUUUCAUUUCUAUCGUAAUGAAAACUCGGAACAGACCCAGCCAGUGGGCAAAUACAUUAUGGUAUGUGACGGGGUGUCUGAUUUCUCAAGGUGGUAGGAUAUCCUUAUACAAUUACUGCAGUGUAAGAGUUUUCCUAGCCAUCUGGUGGUUUAUUGCUGUAAUAUUUUCUGCAUCAUACAGUGGCACGUUGAUGUCACACAUGACUAUUUUUACAAAGGAACAACCGAUCGACACCGUCUACGACCUGAAGACAGAAAUUCUAAAAGGACGAUAUUCGUGUGGAGUCCUUAAAGGAGCAUUCCUCCAGCAGAGACUCAUGGACCCAAAUGAUCCCGUUUAUGGUGUUUUAGGCAAGUCAGCUCGAAUUGAUUCCAGCAACGUUGUAGAGACCGACAACGUAGGGUUAUUGAGAGCCUUGAAAAGUAAUUACGCCUAUAUCAGCACCUUGGAAUGGAUGCAAUUUCUAACAGUAAAAAUAGGAGAAGACAGGUUUCACUUUGCCAAGGAUUCCUUGGAGGGUGCCACUUUAGGAAUUCCCCUACAGAAAGGAUGUCCUUAUAAGGGAUCCUUUAACAAAGUAAUUGUCCGUAUUGUGGAAAGUGGACUCAUACAAAAGUGGACCGAAGAUGUGAAAGAAGACCUACGUAGGAAUGUCACGAUCCAUACAUUAGAUGAUACAGUACGCGCACUGGAAUUAGACGAUUUACUAGGUGCAUUUUACUGUCUUCUAAUUGGUCACUUGUUCUCUACAGCGUUGCUAGUGGCUGAACUUGUGCACUGGAAAUUUAUCAGCAGAAAAUAAAAAUC
Molecule: messenger RNA, 1187 nt
Organism: Limulus polyphemus (Atlantic horseshoe crab)
Lineage: Eukaryota; Metazoa; Arthropoda; Merostomata; Xiphosura; Limulidae
Product: glutamate receptor ionotropic, delta-1-like
Exons: 7
Coding region: 1-1182 (393 amino acids)
Cellular component (GO): membrane
Molecular function (GO): glutamate-gated receptor activity
Source: RefSeq, a predicted model, not a curated record